AGAAGGGCUGACGUUGCCCGGCUGGGCUGGGCUGACUUGGCGGCUGCUGCUGCUGCGCCCGGGCGCCCCUUUCCCGGCCCAGGAUGUGGUUCUUCGCCCGGGACCCGAUCCGGGACUUCCCUUUCGAGGCCGCCACCCCGCCGGAGCCGGCGCUGACCCAGCCCGGGGGCGUCUGGCAGCUGCACCGCGGGCGGAGGAAGACCACGGGAGAACCUGUCUCCCUUUUCGUUCACGAGGUGAAGCCGAGUUCCGAAGAGCAGAUCCAGCUUGCCACAGCCUUUAGAUUCCUCAAGACCCUCCGGCACCCCAAUAUCUUAUCCUACAUUGAUGGCUUAGAGACGGAGAAGAGUUUACACGUGGUCACCGAGCCCGUGACACCGUUGCCGGCUUACCUGGAGUCGCGGGGAGACGGGAAGAGCCUGAGCGCAGAAAUCUCCUGGGGUCUUCACCAGAUUGCAAAAGCCCUCAGUUUCCUGGUCAACGACUGCCACCUGGUCCAUAACAACCUCUGCCUGGGCGUGAUCUACGUGGACCGGGCCGGCGAGUGGAAACUGGGGGGCUUGGAUUACAUGUUCUCAGCCCAGGGAGACGCCGCUGUGCCCCGGAAGGGGGUCCCCGAGCUGGAGAAAUACAAUCCCCCCGAAUUAUCCGACAGCGGCAAAAACGUUGGCGAGAAAUGGUCAGCAGACAUGUGGCGAUUUGGCUGCCUCAUCUGGGAGGUCUUCAAUGGCCCCCUGACCUCAUCCUCCCUGCGGUCCCUCAACAAAAUCCCAAAGUCCUUGGUGCCCCAUUACUGCGAGCUGGUUGGUGCCAAUCCCAAGCUACGACCCAGCCCGUCCAAAUUCCUGCAAAAUUGCUGUCAGACGGGCGGUUUCAUGGACAACAAGUUUGUGGAAACCAACCUCUUUCUGGAGGAGAUCCAGAUUAAGGAGCCGGCUGAGAGGCAGAAGUUUUUUCAAGAACUCAGCGACAAUCUGGAUACUUUCCCUGAGGAUUUCUGUCGUCACAAGGUCCUUCCUCAAUUGCUGAUGGCCUUUGAGUUUGGUAGUGCGGGCGCCAUAAUCCUUACCCCGCUCUUUAAGGUGGGGAAAUUUCUGAACAGCCAAGAAUACCAGCAAAAAAUCAUCCCUGUGAUUGUGAAGAUGUUCUCUUCCCCAGAUCGGGCCAUGAGGAUCCGUUUGCUACAACAGAUGGAGCACUUCAUUCAGUACUUGAACGAGCCCACGGUCAACACCCAGAUUCCCCAUGUGGUCCAUGGUUUCCUGGACACCAACCCAGCCAUUCGGGAGCAGACGGUGAAGUCCAUGCUGCUCUUGGCGCCCAAGCUGAACGAGGCCAACCUCAAUGUGGAACUCAUGAAGCACUUCGCUCGUCUCCAGGCCCGCGACGACCAGGGCCCCAUUCGCUGCAACACCACCGUAUGCCUGGGCAAGAUUGGGCCAUACCUCAGUGCCAGCACAAGGCAAAGCGUGCUGAUCUCGGCCUUCAGCCGGGCCACCAAAGACCCCUUUGCCCCCUCGCGGGCGGCCGGGGUCCUGGGCUUCGCCGCCACCCACAACUUCUUCUCCAUGAAAGAGUGCGCCUUCAAAAUCCUGCCGGUGCUGUGCACCUUGACGGUGGACUCUGAAAAAACUGUCCGGGACCAGGCCUUCAAAGCCAUCCGCAGCUUCAUGACUAAACUGGAGACCGUGUCCGAAGAUCCUGACCAGCUCUCAGAACUCGAAAAAGAUGUCCAGGCUGCGUCCAUCAGUCCCGGUGGGCUCUCAGCAGCCAGUUGGGCCGGCUGGGCUGUGACGGGGGUCUCGUCGCUGACGUCGAAGCUGAUCCGGACGAACGCUGGGGCCACGCCGGGGGCAGAGCAGGCGGCCGAGGACGCCCCCGUCAAGAAGCCGACGGAGCCCCCCAAACCAGGCACCGGGGGCCCUCCUGCUUCCGAGGAGAGCAGCUCCCAGCCCUCCAGCGGGUGGGACGUGGAGGAGGAGGUGGGGGAGAGGAGAGUGCGGCUGACCAGUGGGAUGAUGAAGGACUGGAGCAGCUUGGAGCAAGAAACGGAGCAGGCGAAGGGGCAGCCCAGCCCAGACGACUGGAACAGCCCCGGCUGGUCAGAACCAGCCCAGACCUUCGGCAGUCGGACAGUUACGACCACAGCCUCCGACAGGCAGGACUCCGACUGGAGCAGCUCUGCCUGGGAUCUGGAGCCGUCCUGGAGCCCCAAAAAGGGAGCAGCUACCCCCACGGACCCUCCCCCCGCCAGCCUCGGCACCAAAGCCCCUGCAGCCCACCAGGACUUCAAACCGGCGAGCGAUUAUAACUGGGGGAGUGCGGGCUCCGGGGACAAAUCCGACCCGUUUUCCUGUCUGGUUGGGAAGCCGACACCAGAGAGGCAGAAAAAUUCCGAUGCCCUCCGUGAUUGGACCUUUGAGGAAAACUGGGCCACACUGGACUCCGAUCAAGGUCCCAGCAAGACAGAGCUGGCCCGGAAGAAACGGGAAGAGAGGCGCCAGGAAAUAGAAGCCCGGCGAGCCGAGAAGAAGGCGGCCAAGGGACCCAUGAAGUUGGGGGUCAGGAAAUUGGAGUGACACUCCUGCCCCACCACGCCCUCUUCUUUUCUCCUCCUCCUCUUCCUCCCAGCGUUGGACACAGCUGGAGGCCUUCAAAGAGACGGCGAGAAGGAGGCGAAGCGUCUAUAACUCUGGUUCCCCAACCCGGUUUUGAAACGUGGUGGGAAAACCGGGGUCCCCUCCAUCCGGUCUUGCUCGGCGUGGGGGCCGCCACCCACACAGCCAGGCCCACCUGCCUCAUCACACCUUCCUUUGCAACCUGCUGGCCGAUUUCUCUGGUUUCAGAUAGUUAAAACGUAGACUUCUGGAAGCCUUGGGGUUGUGGGUGUGUGUGUGUGUUGGCUCCGUCACCCGGUCGCUG
Thamnophis elegans (Western terrestrial garter snake) is the source of this 2922-nucleotide messenger RNA. It is a transcript of the gene SCYL1, whose product is annotated as SCY1 like pseudokinase 1. The record is from RefSeq and is a predicted model, not a curated record. NCBI's taxonomy places the organism in Eukaryota, Metazoa, Chordata, Lepidosauria, Squamata, Natricidae. Gene Ontology annotation, molecular function: ATP binding; protein kinase activity. Gene Ontology annotation, biological process: protein phosphorylation.